Molecule: messenger RNA, 1410 nt
Organism: Lactuca sativa (garden lettuce)
Lineage: Eukaryota; Viridiplantae; Streptophyta; Magnoliopsida; Asterales; Asteraceae
Product: pentatricopeptide repeat-containing protein At5g25630
Molecular function (GO): mRNA binding; protein binding
Source: RefSeq, a predicted model, not a curated record
AUAGGAAUAGAAUUUAUAUCACUGGAAAGGUUUGCAAAUAGGUCCAUCACAUCAACCAAGAGCCGCAAAAAAGCUUCACAAAUGGUGGGAGUGCGAGUGAAUGGUUUAUCAUCUGCCAAAAGGCUGUACCAGACGAUUCUGUAUCAAUCCUCACGAACAAUUGCAUCCAAUAUAUUGAUUCAGGAGCCAGUUUCUCGAAUCAAGACAAACCUUGAUUCAGAAAUGGUGGGAAAAUCAGGCAUCGAAAACCUCGACCUUUCAUGGGAUUCGCUCCUGACCUCUAUUUAUUCUUCCUCCCCUCACAAAGCUCAGCUCGUUCUUGAAUGGGGAUUACAGAAGUUGCAAAAAGAAAACGAGAAAAACCAUGAUAUUUACUUGGAAUUAAUCCAUCUCUGUGGGAAGAUCCAAAACACACAAACAGCAAUGCGUGUUUUCACUUUAAUGGAGAAUCAAGGUCUAAAGCCAACUUCCAUCAUUCUCAACGCCCUAAUUUCUGCUCACUUAUCUUCAGGUAAUGUCAUCACUGCACUUAGCAUAUUUCAGCUAAUGCAAAACUCAGAGGACUAUAAACAACCUACUUCUCACACAUACAAUUUGUUCAUUUCGGGAUUUGCAAACAUGGGAAACAGUAAGGCAAUGGUGGCAUGGUAUGAAGCCAAAAUGGCCUCUGGGUUUUCAGCUGAUUUAGAUACUUAUGAGACUAUCAUUUUAGGUUGCAUAAAGUUAAAAAGAUUCGAAGAUGCUGAUAGAUUUUACAGAGACAUGUUAGUAGCAGAAUUCAAGCCUAACACAUCAAUACUACAUAAUAUGCUUGUGGGGUUAUGUGAACGAAAAGAUUUGGUUAAAAUCAGAGGGUUUAUGCAGAGUAUAUUGGAUCAUAAAUGGGAGAUUAACAUGUGUAUGGCUGAUAAGCUUGUGGGGUUUUAUUGUGAGUUAGAAUUAGUGAAAGAAUUGGAGUGGGUGGUAGAGAAGAUUAGGAAUACGAAUCUCGAUUUUGAUGUUGUUUCUCAAUUUCACAAUGGUUUGAUUAGGGUUUAUGCUAAAUUGGAUAGAUUGGAUGAUUUGGAGUAUUGUAUUGGGAGGAUGUUGAAAGAAGGAGUGUCUUUUAGGUCACAUAAAGAUGUGGAAAUGGUGGUGUGUUGUUAUUUUCGUGGGGAUGCUUAUGAUAGAUUAGAGGUGUUUUUGGAGUUUAUAAAGGAUUCACAUAAACUUGCAAGAUCCACUUAUGAGUUAUUGGUUGCUGGUUAUCGUAGAGGUGGAUUAUAUGAAAAAGUUGAUUUUUUGAUUAAAGAUUUGGAUAAUGUUUGUUGAUGAAGGAAAAAUCCCAUUGCUAUGAUAUGUAGAAGCUAUUCACAUUUAAGCCAAAUGUAUGUUGCUAUAUCUUUGAGGUUCAUAAUCUUUUACUUUCUA